AUGCAGAUCUUUGUGAAGACCCUGACAGGGAAGACCAUCACCUUAGAGGUUGAGCCCAGUGACACCAUUGAGAAUGUCAAGGCCAAGAUCCAGGACAAGGAGGGCAUUCCCCCUGAUCAGCAGAGGCUGAUCUUUGCUGGCAAGCAGCUGGAAGAUGGGCGCACCCUGUCUGACUACAAUAUCCAGAAGGAGUCUACUCUACACUUGGUGCUGCGUCUGAGAGGUGGAAUGCAGAUCUUUGUGAAGACCCUGACAGGGAAGACCAUCACCCUGGAGGUUGAGCCCAGUGACACUAUUGAGAACGUCAAGGCCAAGAUCCAGGACAAGGAAGGCAUUCCCCCUGAUCAGCAGAGGCUGAUCUUUGCUGGCAAGCAGCUGGAAGAUGGGCGCACCCUGUCUGACUACAACAUCCAGAAGGAAUCCACCCUGCACUUGGUCCUGCGUCUGAGAGGUGGAAUGCAGAUCUUUGUGAAGACCCUGACAGGGAAGACCAUCACCCUGGAGGUUGAGCCCAGUGACACCAUUGAGAACGUCAAGGCCAAGAUCCAGGACAAGGAAGGCAUUCCUCCGGAUCAGCAGAGGCUGAUCUUUGCUGGCAAGCAGCUGGAAGAUGGGCGCACCCUGUCUGACUACAACAUCCAGAAGGAAUCCACCCUGCACUUGGUCCUGCGUCUGAGAGGUGGUAACUGAACUGGCCCGGUUGUUGCUUGCCUCCAAGUAAAAGUUUCUCUUCGCUUGUUCAUUCCAAUAAAGCUGUUGCAUCCACAAAA
This is a messenger RNA of Charadrius vociferus (killdeer), 770 nucleotides long. It is a transcript of the gene UBC, whose product is annotated as ubiquitin C. The transcript has a single exon. The record is from RefSeq and is a predicted model, not a curated record. Bases 1 to 690 code for a protein of 229 amino acids. Gene Ontology annotation, cellular component: cytoplasm; nucleus. Lineage: Eukaryota; Metazoa; Chordata; Aves; Charadriiformes; Charadriidae. Gene Ontology annotation, molecular function: ubiquitin protein ligase binding; protein tag activity. Gene Ontology annotation, biological process: modification-dependent protein catabolic process; protein ubiquitination.